Messenger RNA from Rosa rugosa (rugosa rose), 810 nucleotides. Its product is annotated as F-box/LRR-repeat protein At3g26922-like. Gene Ontology annotation, molecular function: protein binding. The transcript has 2 exons. Bases 1 to 810 code for a protein of 269 amino acids. The record is from RefSeq and is a predicted model, not a curated record. NCBI's taxonomy places the organism in Eukaryota, Viridiplantae, Streptophyta, Magnoliopsida, Rosales, Rosaceae.
AUGACUCUUGGGGUUUUCGAUAUAAUGCAUGUCUCUGCGCCUGAGCUGAAGCGGUUGAAAAUAGUAUCAGAUAAUACUCCGGGGCCUCAGUUAUAUGUCGAUAGCAUCAGUGCAUUGCCAGAUGCACUUAUUAGUCACAUACUUUCCUCACUUCCAACAUUAGAUGCCGUGAGGACCACCGUUUUGUCUAGAAGAUGGAACAACCAGUGGACUUCUAUUCAAAAUUUAGACUUUGAUGAGGGUAACGAUUAUUUUAGGACUGCUCACAGUGACCGUGAUCGGUUUACCAGGUUUGUUAAUCGUGUACUUCUUUCUCGAGACUCAUCAGAUAUCCAGAAGUUCACUCUUCUUUUUAACAAGGCUCAUUUUCGUCAUAAUCCUAGCACUGCCGAUUGGAUUUGCACUGCUGUUAGGCGCAAUGUGGUUGCACUCCGACUUGAAUAUAUAGCGGGGACUAGUAUUCAAAUGCCUCGAAGUGUUUUUACAUGCAAAACACUGCGGAUUUUGACUUUGCGCUUCAUUGGUAGGUAUAUUACUUUUGAUCCUCCUACAUCCGGGUGUUUCCCCAGUCUCGAGUCCCUCAAAAUUACAGUUAGAGAUCCUGUUGAGCACGAAAUGGAAAAGCUCUUUUCUUUCUGCCCUAAGCUUGUUAAUCUGCGCGUACAUAUUUUAGGAGUUGCUGCGUUUAAUUUCAAGGUCUCUGCGCCUGAGCUGAAGCGGUUGAAAAUAGUAUCAGAUAAUACUCCGGGGCCUCAGUUAUAUGUUGAUGCCCCAAAGCUUGAAAAUCUUGAUCUAUUAUAUUCUAUAUGA